GUUUGACGUUGAUUAUUUUGAACCUUACUAAGCUUAUUUUGACCAAGUGAUCAACACACCGGUGCAUACACCGAUUUUACCUCAAUUUCUCGACACUCGAUAUUUUAGGGAAGUUGUCGGAUAUUACACAGAUAAAAUGGAUGCCAUAUUGAAUGGAAUCCUGUCAUCACAGCACCCUGAUGCCCUGAAAAAACAGCUGAUUACCAAGGUGACGGAGAACAGCUCCAAGCCCCAGCCAGUGCGCGUGAUCCGCUCCGUGCUUCAGAUCUCGUCCUCUUGGUUCCUGCAGGGGGACUCGGACAUUGCAGUGUCAGAGGGUCUACAGGUGUACACAUCCUGGGCUAAGUACAACCUGACGACAUUUGAGGCUUUCUUUGACAGGGAAUUUUUGUUGCACCUGUUCUCAUAUAAAGGUGAACAUGAGGCCAACGCUAUUCUGCUGCUGGAGGCCAGUAUGGAGUUGUUGCAGCGGUCAUCAUCCUACUCUGGAUAUGUUAAAGUGGUGGAAGCCAAGGCCAUUAGUUAUGUGAGAGAACAUCCUUCUAUUGACUGCCUGACAAAUUUUGUUAACUUUCUAUACAAGUUCAAGGAAUGUCUUCCAAAAGGCGACUUUGUUUCCACAUUUUGUGUGUCGCUGAUUUAUUCACUCAGUCUGUGUUCCAUUCCUCAGGAUCACAUGGACAUUCUUCUGUACAUCAAAAGUGUAGACAGAGUUUGUUCCCUUAUUCAUUCUGUAUGGAACAAUACUAAUACAGAUGUGAUAAUGGACUCGUUAAAAGCCAUUUUUGGAAUCAUAUCAGCGAUAGAAGAAACGGAACCUUCCUUCUGCUUGGGUGCUGUUGUUCGCAACAUACCUGAAAAAAUGAUAGAAGUUAUUGUGAAGUAUGCAAUAAGUUCAGAUAUAGACAAUAAGCAGAUUACGACCGCGUUACAGAGAGUUGUGGAUUGGCUUCAAUGGCCGACCGCCACUAAUGCGCACUUGUGGAUUAUAACAUUCUUCCGAAGUCUGGCUGGUGCCAAGAAGUAUAGCAUUCUGAUCGCCGUCACUGAGACAAAGAUUGAACAGGUCUGUGAGAAGCUCGAGUUCGCCGCAGUCAGAGAUGGAGCCUUGAGUGUGCUCACUCACAUGUUGCUUGGUUUCCAACACUCACCUGAACCCUUUCACAAGAUCCUCCCCAAAAUAGGGAGAAUAAUUGAGAUCCUUCGGAAGGAGAAUGAGUCCUUAUUAAAGCAGCUGUCUGACUUGUUACAUUGCUGUUUCUUCCUCCAUGCUGGGUAUCCGGACUUGUAUGACCCACUUCUGGAGGCACUUAAGGGAGUCCCACCCCCCAGUACAGAUGACAUAAAAUCCCAUCUGGAAGAGAGUCAGUGGCAGACACAGAAGUCGGGGACCUCGAAAUAUGUGUCAAAGGUCACUCAGAGGUCGGACACAGGAAAGACUGGCUUAUUUAACCUGGGAAACACUUGCUUCAUGAACAGCAUAAUACAGGCUCUGUUUAUGUGUGACAGCUUUAGGAGAGACACACUGUCUUACCUCCCCUCCCCAGAACAACCAGUCAUCUCACAGCUACAGCAAGUCUUUGCCUUCCUUAGCCAAACUCAGAGGCCAGCCUACGCCCCCAUGACUUUCUGUCGAAUGACUCGCCCCAGCUGGUUUAUUGCAGGGCACCAGCAAGACUGUUCAGAGUAUCUCAAAUAUCUACUGGACCAGGUCCACGAGCAGGAACGCACUCGACAGAAAAAGGAGAUGUUAGCAAAAUCAGAGGAUGACAGCAAUGGAGAUCGGCCAACCACAGAAGAAAUAUCUAGUGAUACAGACAAAUCUGACAGGGCACCCGUAACACCGUCACUGAUCGAGGGUCAUUACGCGGGGUUAAUGGUGACCACAGUGACCUGUUUAAACUGUAAGACUCAGUCCUCCCGUAAAGAGGAAUUCAAUGAUAUCCCCUUGGCCUUCCCAGAGUAUAAACCAAUCGUCAGUCAAGAUAAAGGAGAUAUGGAACAGAAAUCAGAGGCGGAACCCAAAACUAAGUGUUUACACUUGAAUGACCUGCUGCAGCACUACCUGAAGCCGGAAAUGUUGACUGGAGACAACCAGUAUUUCUGUGAUAAGUGUGGAUCGCUACAGGACGGGGAGAGACAAAUCUCCAUCCUCCAGCCCCCGGAGCACCUCAUUGUGUCCAUGUUGAGGUUCUCUUAUGAUGCAAAAAUUCACGCCAGGUCCAAAAUUUUCCAGGAAGUCAAAUAUCCCCGGACGCUUAUCUUGCCUAAAAAUCAGCCAUUAGAAAUGAAGACUGGCAACCCCAGGAGGUCACUGAGAAGUGCAGUGUCAAGACAGAUAGAAAAAUGUGGGGUGGAUCUAAACACACAGAAAGGAGAGGUGUAUGGACUGAAUGCUGUUGUAGUGCAUUCUGGGACCUCUUCCGAGUGCGGACAUUAUUACACGUACGCCAGACACUCGCUAUUUCGGGAUCCAGAGGCUGUGAUGGAGAAUUUAUCAGACUGUACAGAUGAGGACAGUAUUGAUUUUUUACAGGACAGGUGGUACUUGUUUAAUGAUAACCGUGUGUCCUAUGCUCAGUACAGUUCCUUCUGCAGUGUCACGCAGCGCUUCACAAAGGACACUGCCUACUUACUCUUCUACAGGAGAAUCGACCCCCAGAAUAGCGAGAGUGAAGGGGUGGAUCUCAAUAAGUCCAUAAAACCGUCAGAGGUGGAUCCACCCCUCCAGGAUGGGCUAAGACAGAUGGUCAGUAAGGACAAUGCUUUAUACCUGCAGGAACAAGAGCUGUCAGAACAGAAAAGAGCUUCUAGAAAGCGUCCAGGUUCUCAGACGACGUCUUCUUGGUUCUAUAAACAAGAUGAAGACCAGGGUCCACCUGGAAGUUGUGGAGGCUCAUCAGGAUUUGACAGCAGUGGACCACGAUUUGUCUUUUAAAAGCAGGCUUUAGAAUUCAACAGCCGUGGACCACGAUUUUUCUAAAAGCAGGUCAUUACAUGUAGGAUUCGAUAGCGGUGGACCACAAUUUGUCUUCUAAAACCAGGUCAUUAGAAUUCGACAGCCGUGGACCACGAUUUGCCUUCUAAAACCAGGUCAAUAGAAUUUGACAGCUGUGGACCACAAUUUAUCUUCUAAAACCAGGUCAUUAGGAUUCGACAGCAAUGGACCACGAUUUGUCUUCUAAAACCAGGUCAUUAGAAUGCGACAGCUGUGGACCAUGAUUUGUCUUCUAAAACCAGGUCAUUAGGAUUCGACAGCAUUGGGCCAUGAUUUGUCCAUUUGUACUGCAAUUCGUCCUCUUCUUUGGCAUUGUAACAUUAAUUUUCUGGCAGCCAUAAUGUCAGUUUUAAUGAAGCUCCAGUGAUGCCUAUCUUCCAACAAGAAAUCAUAACAUUUCUCAAGUCACCAUUUGUCCAUUACUGUUGUAGAGAUUACGUUGAGGUUUAAGAAUUCUUGUUUUGGUUUCUGUGGGUGGCCCCAUCUGUUACAGUAUAUUGUAUUUACCUCACUAUCAGAUGAAACACAGCAAUGUCUACAAUUUUCUGAAUGAAGCUGUAGAAGAAUUUACUAGACAACCACAUUAUUACAGCUGAUAAUAGAAAUGUUGCAGAAGACAAGUUUUUCGUAUUAUUUGCUGAUUAUGUAUCUGUGAUAAACAAUGACUGUGCUACAUGUAUAUGUUACAUGAAUGAAACAAAAGUACAAAUUCUCAUUUUAUACAUUUCCUGUUUGUAGUUCUAAGUGUUGAGCCUGUCUCGAAUCUACCUGGCACUCGGUGCGAUCUGAGGUUGUGGAAUGGAGGAUGAAAUCAUCUUAUGAUUCGUUAAUUGUACUGCAUUUUAAUCCUUUAUGUUCAAUUUUUUUUAUUGGUGCUAUGAAUAGCAUGCAUUAGAGGAAAAUAUUAAAGUAUUGAUUUAGCUACUAGUUUUCUAUCAUUUAUGUGAAGGUUUAUAAGGUAGCUCCAAUCUCAUUUGACAUCAUAGGUUUUUGCAAAAUCCUUACUUUUAAAAUUAAACUUUGCGCAUGAUAGAAAUAUAUCUUUUGGAGGUAUUUAUUCACUUGGUGUAAUACAAAAAUUUGGUUAAGUAUUUGAUAUACUGAAAAAAAUAUAUUUUCUAUAAAUUAUCAUUUGUUGUCAAGGGCAAUAACUCCAAUGCUGGUAUUUCUAUUAUACAAUGAUUCCCUUGAUAUCCACAAUCAAUUUAUGUGUAUUUAUAAAGUGGCAGUUUUAUGACACUGUUGAAAUUAAAAUUUUGUCAAGAAAACCAGUUUUUAUGUAUUUGUAUUAAUAUGCUGUUUAAUGAAAAUGUGCAAUUUUUUUUUUCUGCGUUGAUUUACACUUCUGUUUAUGUAUGGCAAAAUAUACUUUUCCUUUGGUUGUUAAAUCAAACUAUAUUAAAUAGAUUCCCACCUGA
Molecule: messenger RNA, 4416 nt
Organism: Ostrea edulis (European flat oyster)
Lineage: Eukaryota; Metazoa; Mollusca; Bivalvia; Ostreida; Ostreidae
Product: ubiquitin carboxyl-terminal hydrolase 38-like
Exons: 8
Coding region: 137-2938 (933 amino acids)
Biological process (GO): protein deubiquitination
Cellular component (GO): cytosol; nucleus
Molecular function (GO): cysteine-type deubiquitinase activity; cysteine-type endopeptidase activity
Source: RefSeq, a predicted model, not a curated record